Molecule: messenger RNA, 5416 nt
Organism: Lytechinus variegatus (green sea urchin)
Lineage: Eukaryota; Metazoa; Echinodermata; Echinoidea; Temnopleuroida; Toxopneustidae
Product: vesicular glutamate transporter 1-like
Exons: 13
Coding region: 1443-3272 (609 amino acids)
Biological process (GO): transmembrane transport; neurotransmitter loading into synaptic vesicle; monoatomic anion transport
Cellular component (GO): synaptic vesicle membrane; excitatory synapse
Molecular function (GO): L-glutamate transmembrane transporter activity; neurotransmitter transmembrane transporter activity
Source: RefSeq, a predicted model, not a curated record
GAACUAGGUAUACUUAGCUUUUCAAAUAUAAUAUUUUCAUGUACAUAAAUGCAAACCCCUCCUCCAUUUCUGUUUCUAUCCUUCCUAACAAUAUUGUAAUUCGGUAUGUAUACUUCAUUAUCUUUAAUGGAGUCAUCAAGCCUGGUUUCAUUUAGAGCCAGAAUAUCAAUAUCGUUCCUACACAAUAUAUCACCAAUUUCAUCGAAGUUCUUUAAUAAACUAACCACAUUUAAUUCGACAAAUUUCAAACCCUUUCCAUGUAAUUCCCUGUAAGUAUUACCAGAGUCACUAUGUUUAUUAGCACAAGAAAUAUUAAUACUUUGUUCUUUACUUUUUUGCUCAUUAUUUGGGUUGACAUGAGUCUUAUCCAGCUGAUGAAAAGGCAAAUGUUCAAAUACACAACGUGGACAAAUCCAGUCUAUAAAGUGUUCAAAUGGAUCAUUGUAUGAUUUCUGAGACACAUGGGCACAUACAAUAUGUAUCCAUUUACAACAUUGUGUACAUAGCAGACCUUUAUGAUUUACUUUCACGGAUUUUUGACAUAUCCCACAAAGAUGAUCCCUUCCCAUGAAAAAAAAAACAAAUACAGAUAAUAUCUAAAAAAAAUAUCUUUAAAAUGAGAUGUGAAAAGUCAAGUUUGAAAUAUUAAAAGAGAGGUUGAUCGCAGACCUCCCAGGGGAGAUAUUAGGAACAUGUAACAUGUCGUUCACUUCAGUUUUCGUGCUUCUUCAACAGUGCUGAUAACUUUUCUGAUGGAUUUUCCGUUUGUUGCUGGUAGAGCUACAAGGAUACGUCCAUCUUGUGACCACGCUGCAGAUACCUUUGACGACAUUCGUGCUUCUUUCAAUAUCUCGUAGUUUGAUGAAGUUAAGUCUUCCGCAAUGGAUAUACCGGAGUUUUUCAGUCGGCGCCUCAUUGCCAUUAUGGAACGUCUCGCUCGGUACGUCGCAAAUUUCAGUUGUCUUGUGCUAGCAUUUCUCGUCACUUUCUUUUCAGAGGUGCCUCGAUCUUGCCUUCCAUUCAGAAAGUUUGGCAGAGGGGUGCAGCAAACAAUAGACAGGGGUACGGGCUUUUGUUCCAGUACACGAAGAGUUGACCAAUCGAUUGAUCCGUCAUGGGCUGAGAGGCACAGUGGUUAAAGAUUUCGAUGAACGGUUUGAGAGCAAUAUUCAGCCCGUUACUGCCCGGUUUGAGUGAAGGACAUCACCGUGUAUUGGUUUCCAGAUUGUUGGUGUCAGAUUGGUUCAGCUUUUCAAUAAGUAAAGUCAGCAAAAUUAUAUACGAGAAACUCACAUUUCACUCCUGGGGGUCCACAUUACGCAGCUGAUCCGAAACUGUUCACAUAUUCACGAUGAUUUUGAGAAUAACGUGAGAAUAACGUGCAACAAGUUCAAAAAGUUCACAAUUCCGAUGAGGUUUAUGCGAUAAGUAGUAGCAACAAUAUGUAUCUUUACGAACAGCUCUAUGAAACACCCACCAGAUUAACACAGAAGAAAGAGGACAAAUCAUCUCUCAUCGCUGACGAGGCCAACGGUCCCUUCGAAUUCACGUCAGACGGCAACGUCGUCAACGCCGGCGACAGCGGCGAAAAUGGAACGUCGCGUCAAUCAUUCCAAUUCCAUCACAACACCUACGGGUACGGGUCCCGCCGACGCUGCCCCGGCAACUGUGACUGCUGUCCCACUUGCUGCACGUGGAUACCGAAGCGUUAUGUAGUGGCAAUCAUGAGCUGUAUUGGCUUCCUCAUAUCGUUUGGAAUCAGAUGCAAUCUGGGCGUGGCGAUUGUCGAUAUGGUGAAUAAUGAGACGGUUCAUUUCGGUGGAGUCGCACAGAUACAUGAGCCUGAAUUCAGUUGGAGCGUCAAAACGAUAGGUGCCAUGCAUGGUUCGUUUUUCUGGGGUUACAUCAUAACUCAGGUACCCGGUGGAUUCCUCGCAGCGCGGUUUCCCGCAAACAGAAUAUUUGCCACAGCUAUCUGCAUUUCGUCCAUUUUAAAUCUUUUCAUUCCUCUGGCAUGUCACGUGAGCCCUAUGAUGGUGAUCGCAAUCAGGAUGCUGCAGGGUUUCGUUGAGGGAGUUGAAUAUCCAGCUUGCCACGGUAUGUGGAGUAAAUGGGCGCCCCCUCUAGAAAGGAGCAAACUCGCUACUAUUGCCUUUUCAGGGUCGUAUGCCGGAGCAGUGAUAGGAAUGCCUAUUGCUGGUAUCUUGACAGACUACGCAGGCUGGCCAGCCGUAUUCUAUGUAUUCGGGGCCAUGGGAAUCAUUUGGUAUGUAUUUUUCAUGUGGAUUGUCCACGAAACACCGGCUAAACACCCAACCAUUAGCAAAGAGGAGAGGAAUUAUAUCGAAGAGAGCAUCGGAGAGGGGCGGGGGCUAGUCGCUCAACGGAUUACGGUGAGGAACGUUCCGUGGAAGAAAUUCUUCACUUCAAUGCCAGUAUAUGCCAUCAUCGUAGCUAACUUCUGUCGUAGUUGGACCUUUUAUCUUCUGUUAACGAGCCAGCCUUCGUACUUCGAACAAGUUUUUGAUUACGCAAUAUCUAAGGUUGGAUUCAUCUCGGCCUUACCUCAUCUCGUCAUGGCGAUCAUCGUUCCCUUUGGUGGACAACUCGCUGAUUUCCUUCGAAGAAGACAAUAUAUGUCGACAACCAUGGUUAGAAAAGUCUUUAAUUGUGGAGGUUUUGGUGGGGAGGCGAUAUUUUUGCUAGUGACUGCAUAUUCAAGAGGGCGUAUGCUUGCAAUUAUAUCACUCUGCUUAGCUGUAGGAUCCAGUGGGUUUGCUAUAUCAGGUUUCAAUGUUAAUCAUCUAGAUAUUGCUCCCCGAUAUGCUAGUAUCUUAAUGGGAAUCUCAAACGCUGUAGGAACGCUAUCAGGUAUCAUAUGCCCUGAGGUUACGGGCACCCUCACCAAAAACCAUACUGCAGACGAAUGGGAGAAGGUUUAUUUGGUAGCAGCAAUCGUCCAUUUUACAGGUGUUCUCUUCUACGGCAUAUUCGCUUCAGGAGAAAAACAGCCGUGGGCAGAACCUCCAAACCUCCCGAUACAGGACGGUUUCGUAACCGACAAUGGUGUCGGCGGACCCGGUUUGAAGAGUUAUGGCGCCCUCACCGAAUCCGGUCAGACAAUGAUGCCGACGAGUGUUACAAACGGCGGUUAUGGGCUAUCAAGUUCAGUCUACCCCACCACGAAAGAAUCCUUCGUCCAACCGUUACCCUACCGCAGGAAUAGCAGCAGUGAAGACAGCACGAUAGAUGGGGAGGAACGCGAUUCAUAGUACGCCCUCAUUGAUGGAAUGUGUAGAAUAGAAUACUUACUUGCGCGUGUAGCUCUUGGGAAUUUUCACCAAAUCAUGAAUUUGCUGGUACUAUCUUAUACAGAGAAUUAUAAGAACCAAUGGAAGACCCUUAUUAAUGGAAACCGAUGGGUUUAUUUCAACCACAAUGAUAUCGGGGAGGGGGGGGGGCUUAAAGACAUUUUAUUUUAUAAAUCAUUAACCUAUUAAAAAGCUCUUGGAUGAAAUGGGUCUCCUCCAUGUGGCUAUUCUAGUCCCCUACUUCUAGCCCUCAAGUUUUUAUUCACUGUUUAGGCUAAUCUGAAAAGCAACCCAAUAUGAUAAUGACUUUAAAAUGUUGCCUAAAGUUCACCUGAUUUGUGUAAAAAAUUAUACAAACAAAACAAAUUGAAACAAAACUCUUUUCGGCUAAGCAGGUUACGAUGAGCAUUGAUGUUGUGUAUUAAAGGCCAGUGUGCAAGAUGUCAGAGAACCUCAAAGAUUUGUGUAAAUUGAAUAGAGUAUGAUUUCGUAGUCCGUCCAAGCUUUGAAGGUGUAUAUUAUUCAGGGGCGGUGCCAAGAGUUGGGGGCUGGGGCACCCGCGUCAUAUGAUCUUUAGUUUAGUGAAGGCAAGAGAAAAGGAUGGGAAGGGGGAGAACGGGGAACAAAGAUGAGUACAAAGACUUAUUUAUUCCGUGUAAACCAUAUAAACAUAGUUUGGAAAAAUAUAACUUCCCAUUUAAUUUGUUUUGCCCUUGUCCCCUGGUUGGGACGCUUCUUGUAUUAUUAAGUUCAUCAUCAAUGAAUUCAAUUCGAAAAAGAAACAAAUAUGAAAACACGUUAACGUUGUUUGCUCUCACCCCUAUCACCCGUAACUUGCGCCGCCCCAUGUUAUGAUAGUUCACUAUCAUCAUCGAUUUUUUUUUGACUAAGUAAACGUGUACACUAACAAGAGCGUUCGUUUCCUUUUAUUUUCUGUGGUUCUUUGUUGACGUCGAGAAGUAAAAAGCAACAUUUUUAUUAGUAUUUUUGAACUACCGUAGUGUUCAUUGAGCUGAGUUCUGAGGCUUAUGAUAUUUUCUCCCCUGAAGAAGAAGGAAAAAAGAAAAUAAAAGAAACAAAUUUAAUAAUCAAUGCACAGGCAGAUUCAUUUCUCAUUUUUAUAGAUUUUUUUUCGUGAAAAAUUGUUUAGUGUACUUGCAUGUUGUUUCCAUGGAAACGACAUUUUGUCAAGCUCAUGCAACAAAAAGUGUAACGAGUAAUAAUGUACAGUUGAAACAGUAAGCAAAUUAACAAACAAUGUCUCGUCAGUGUUUUAGUUCCAUGAGGCCAUAUUUUUUAUGAAAUAGAUUUUCUUUACCAAUGCUUCAACGUACACCAAACUAUAUAGCAAUUGUUUUAUCUGGCUCGAAAUUCUUAUUCUGCAGUUUAACACACUGUUUGUAUUUAUAACGUUUGAGAAACCUACAGUAUAUUACUGCAAAAGGAAUGGGCACCCUUAACAUAAAAUUUUGUUUACGAUGUUUUUUUUUUUUUUGGGGGGGGGGGUUAAAGCAAAUAUUUUUAAAAACUAUGUUUAAUUUUUUAUACAACGCUGUUUCAUAUAUGGACCUUACAUUGUGAUUUAGACAGUUUAAGCAAGUGUUUUAAAUCUUAAAGAACAGGCUUAAUCUUUAUUUUUUUUUUUUUCCUAUAAACUAAGUACGGCACUAAUCUGUUAAACGACUUUUGCCAGGUAUACAUCGUAUAAACAUUCUUUGAAAUUUUUAACAAGUGUCGUUGUUUAAGCCCAUCACUCUAACAACUAUUGUUUAAAGUUUUUAAACAAGUUGUUGUUACAAAAAACAAACAAAAUUGUGUUAGAAUGAUAAACGUAAGCAGCGUUUUUGCAGUGUUGUAAACAGCGCUGUUUAAAAAUUUAAACAACAGUUUUUACUGAGAAGCAAAUGGAAGAAACCUGCAGGAUCACUGCAGGAAAAGGCGCUACUGUCACCUUGCAUUAAGAGACAGACAAUUAUUGAACUUUUGGCUUUCCAUAUUCAUGACAGAUAUGAUUGAUUGGAACAUAGCUGGAUUAAUCAUAACUUUUUUUGUCGCGAAUCUGAUACAUUCGGCCUUGUCAAUGAGUUAAUUCUUACGAUAUCUGU